GAAAAAAACUGUCCCUGCCUCUGUACUCGAGUGGGCGCAGUGAAUACCCUCUCUCGGUCCCUCCAACCGCGCUCGUCUUAUCCUCAACUCGUCACCCACUUCCCGCCAUCUGCCGUCCCUGCACUGCGCUUAUACCCUGCAGGCAACAGCAGCGAUGGCGGCGAGGGUACCGGCGGCCGAUCUCAACCAGCACCUCUCCUCGCCGUUCAUCGCACGGCGCUGCCACGGCCCAGGUGAAGCCGCCCUCGAGGCGCCUCUCAGCGUACGCAUCAAAUCCAGAACGCCGCGGCGACGCGCGGAAUCCACGACCACGAGGAUCCUCUGCAGGGGCGCAGAGGCGCAGCCGGGCUCUGGAGGAGGGAGGAGGAGGGAGCCGCUGCGGCGCGGGGCCGUCAGCGCGCGCCUCCCGGUGCCGGACCACAUACGCCGGCCGCCCUACGUCGGCACGGCCGCCGUCCCGGAGGUGUGCCCCGACCGGCAGGUGCACGACGGCGAGAGCAUCAUGCGGAUGCUGGACGCCUGCGAGCUCGCCGCUCGGGUGCUGCACCAUGCCGGGGCGAUGGUCAAGCCCUCGGUGACGACGGACGAGAUCGACAGGGCUGUGCACCAGAUGAUCGUUGACGCCGGCGCCUACCCCUCCCCUCUCGGAUACGGCGGGUUCCCCAAGAGCGUGUGCACGUCGGUGAACGAGUGCACCUGCCACGGCAUCCCCGACUCACGCGAGCUACAGGAUGGCGACAUUAUCAACAUCGACGUUACUGUCUACUUAAACGGAUACCAUGGGGACACCUCGAGGACGUACCUGUGCGGAGAAGUCGACGACGCAACUAAGCAGCUCGUGAAGGUCACUGAAGAGUGCAUGAUGCGCGGCAUAUCAGCCUGCAGGCACGGCGCCAGUUUCAAGGAAAUCGGCCAGAGAAUAAGUGAGCACGCGGAGAAGUACGGAUACGGCAUCGACCCCUUCGUGGGGCACGGCGUUGGGAGGAUGUUCCACUGCGAGCCCAUCAUAUGGCAUACCUACGAUUACGAGCCCGGGUUCAUGGUCGCAGGCCAGACAUUCACCGUAGGGAAUGGUCACGUGCUGAGAACCCGUGCGAUGCAGAGCCGACGCUGUCGAUGGGGAGCACGCAGUGCGUGGUGUGGGACGACGGGUGGACGGCCGUGGCGGCGGACGGCAGCCUCAGCGCGCAGUUCGAGCACACCGUGCUGGUCACCGGCGACGGCGCGGAGGUCCUGACCGGGUUCCCGUAGCUGCCUGCACGCAUCACGUGAGCGGUGAGCCUGGGUGGGCCACUGCGUCGGCGAGGGACGGAACUGCAGGAGCAGGCAUGCAGCUAUGCGCACGCUGACAAUUUUAUUAAAAAUCUAUGUUGGACGGUUGCCGUA
Messenger RNA from Zea mays, 1386 nucleotides. RefSeq lists its product as uncharacterized. Lineage: Eukaryota; Viridiplantae; Streptophyta; Magnoliopsida; Poales; Poaceae. The transcript is spliced from 10 exons. Gene Ontology annotation, biological process: proteolysis. Gene Ontology annotation, cellular component: chloroplast. Gene Ontology annotation, molecular function: metalloaminopeptidase activity. The coding region runs from base 155 to 1237 and encodes 360 amino acids. The record is from RefSeq and is a predicted model, not a curated record.